AUGGCAGUGAAUCUGAAUGAAUUGUCUCUUCCACAAUUAGAGAGCUUGAAAACACAGCUUGACCAGGAAACAGAGUUCCUAUCAUCCUCCAUUGGUCAGCUGAAAGUUGUCCAAACAAAAUAUGUGGAGGCUAAAGACAGUUUGAAUGUUCUUAGUAAGAGUAAUGAAGGAAAAGAACUACUUGUCCCUCUCACCAGUUCUAUGUACGUACCUGGAAAACUUCAUGACGUAGACCAUGUCUUGGUGGAUGUCGGAACAGGUUACUUUGUAGAGAAGAAUGUAGAGGACAGUAAAGGGUUCUUUAAACGCAAAAUUGACUUCCUAACGAAACAAAUUGAGAAAAUUCAGCCUGCUCUUCAAGAGAAACAUGCGAUGAAGCAAGCUGUAGUGGAAGUUAUGAAUAUGAAGCUCCAGCAACUGCACAGCCAACAGGCAUCACAGUCUGGCACCACCAAAGCCUAAAAACAGUUCAAAGCAGCAUGGCAGAAAAUUCGAGGGAGACCAUUUACCCUAUAGAUCGGUCCAGUCUGCACCCUUACAACAGAGAAUCACUGCUUUGAUGUCAACAUGUCGUUCACUGCUCUUUGGAGGAUGAAUGUCCAGCACCUUGCCUACAUUAAACAACUGUUCACUGUUUUUGUCCAAUGUUUUCAUUCUCAUGUUUAGUGAACAAAUGAACCAUUGGGCAUGGCUGGUGGCUCUAUCCAUAAAGCCUUUGGAGAGUUGGGUUAAUGUUUCUGGAGGAGAUUUACCUUGUCACAAUGUGCCAGGUGUUAAACAUUUGGUAAAUUUUAAAUUGUUAAAAAAAAAAAAAAAAAAAAAGCAUUUUGUGAGGACAAAUAUUUACAUCAGAAAAUGGGCUUUAAGUUAAAGUUUUAUAUAUAUAUAUAUAUGUAAUGUACUUAUACUUGCAUUUUAUUACUGGUAUAUUCACGUGACUCCAUGCGAUGCAAAUAAGCAAUGUCCUGCUUUGUUCUGAGUUACUGGUCAAUGUUACAGAGAGCAGUAAAAUGAAAGAAAUGUUAAAGAAAAGUUAGGCUUGUUUGACAGCAUUUGUGGCUUAAUGUUCAUUACCACUGAAAUUAACUUCGACUUGUCCCUCCUUUUCUUUAAAUAAAUAAAAUCUGGGUUACAUCAAGGCACUACAAUGGAAGUGAAGUGAAUGGGACCAAUCUGU
This is a messenger RNA of Myxocyprinus asiaticus (Chinese sucker), 1177 nucleotides long. Its product is annotated as prefoldin subunit 5-like. Gene Ontology annotation, biological process: regulation of DNA-templated transcription; protein folding. Bases 1 to 462 code for a protein of 153 amino acids. NCBI's taxonomy places the organism in Eukaryota, Metazoa, Chordata, Actinopteri, Cypriniformes, Catostomidae. The record is from RefSeq and is a predicted model, not a curated record. The transcript is spliced from 6 exons. Gene Ontology annotation, cellular component: prefoldin complex; cytoplasm.